GAAUAAUUUGCUCCGAUUCGCUUCUUCUUACGAGACGGGAAAAAAGAUCCGGCCAUUCCGCCUGCUUUCAGAGACGGGCGUCCGUUUCCUAGUUCCCUCUCCUAAACCUCGGCGUUGUUCGUUCAGUUAGCGGUUGCCGAUGGAGGAUCUGAAGUUUGCGCUAAAGGGACACGCAGAUCUUGUUGGGGAAUUUCUCGAGAGGGUCUCUGCUGAGAUGCGUGGUGGAUUCCGACCCGCCGUGGACAACUUCGUUGGGUUCUUCCACGCCAUCGAUUGGAACGAACCAUGGUUGAUAAGCUUAUUAUUGUUCCACUUCACUUUACUGGUGAUAGCCUUCAUAUCAAGGAAGAGAAUCAAUUUCCAACUAGGCCUAUCCAUUUUUGCAUUUUCUGGAGUGUAUCUAGCUGAGAGGAUUAACAGGUUUCUGUCUAAGAACUGGAAGAGCUUUGCUGGCCAGAAUUAUUUUGAUCCCAAUGGCCUAUUCAUUUCUGUGCUCUGGUCUGGUCCUCUUCUGCUCAUAUCAAUAAUACUUGUGAUUAACACACUCAUAACUCUCUGCAAACUUAUUGUGAAGUGGAAGAAAGCUGAGCUGAGACACCGUGCCAGGCUUGCACGUGGCAAGCAGGAUUAAUAGCCAUAUGAUGAUUAUGUGUAAGAUCUAGAUUUUUUUUUCUUUUAUUUGAUUGUGGAAUUCUGCCAUAUUUUUCUUUCUUUUUGACUGUGGAUGCUCUUUGGGUUUUGGGGAUGAAAAAUUAAAUUUUAUGCAAUAUUUGCUGCUGUUGAAGUGGUUUUUUUUAUUGGAAUUACAAAUUUAUGAGCAA
This is a messenger RNA of Dendrobium catenatum, 821 nucleotides long. Its product is annotated as transmembrane protein 18. NCBI's taxonomy places the organism in Eukaryota, Viridiplantae, Streptophyta, Magnoliopsida, Asparagales, Orchidaceae. Gene Ontology annotation, cellular component: nuclear membrane. The transcript has 4 exons. Bases 140 to 631 code for a protein of 163 amino acids. The record is from RefSeq and is a predicted model, not a curated record.